CAAAUGUGGAAAGAAUAUUUGGCCAGUCUGAAAGACCGCACACAAGUGAACACAAAUCUCCCAAAAACGUAGAAUCAAGAACUCCCGUCGAAGGUGAAAUCGUACUGGUCAACGAACAGGAUGCGCCCCGCGGAACAUGGAAGCUCGCAAAAAUUCGGGAACUAAAUGUAGGAGGAGACAGUAGAGUAAGGAGCGCCUUGAUAGAACUAGCACGUGGAAAUUGUUUAAAUCGACCAGUAAAUCUAUUGUGCCCUCUAGAAAUCGAACAGGAAAAUGAAACAACAUCUGAAUCAACAAUUCCCGAUAAAAUAGAAAACGAAGAACCAACUGCGAGCAGAGCACGAAAUGCUACGAGGAAACAGCAGUGUCAACAGGAGUCAAGGAUAAAAUCAUCCAAGUCCACUUCUUCUCUGAAGAAAUUGUCACCAAUGACCAUGAUGACUCUAAUAUUAAUACAAGUUGUGGCAAGUGAAAAUUGCACGUGGAUAACGGGAAUACCAUUUAACCUUCCAGAAAAAUGGAAUUGCGAAGAAACAAUGGAGCUGAGUGCAACUGAAACUAAAACCUCAUUUCUGUUCAAGGGCGAAUUUAAACCCAAAAUGGCAUCAAAUUGUGAAUUCGUUGAUCCACUUAUGAUGCAAGGACAUCAUCAUUGA
This is a messenger RNA of Acanthocheilonema viteae, 656 nucleotides long. The record is from the annotation of a GenBank genome assembly. Lineage: Eukaryota; Metazoa; Nematoda; Chromadorea; Rhabditida; Onchocercidae.